AUGAAAGGGCUGGGCCCCGCCCGUGGCCGCUUCCUGUCUGACUCCUGUGACCUGCCGGGGGGGCCCCAGGAGCCGCUGUACCCCCUCUACCCUCACCCCUCCUACCUCCUCAGCCCCACCCUGGACCCCUAUGGCACCCUGGACCCCCACUUCUUCCCCCCGCCCUCUAGUCCCACCUCCUUGCCCCCGGAGAGCCUGCUGUCCCUGACCGGGCAGCUGAACAGCACCCCCUACCCAUGUCUGCCCUACAGCACGCUGGAGCCGGGGCCCCCCGCGGGGGUGGGGGGCGGGGGGAUUGGGGGGGGCGUAUCCGGCCCCCCUCUCUCCAUGGGAACAGGGCCGGGGCUGGGCGUUACCAGCGGCUCAGCCACCCUCUCUGGGGGCGGGAAGACGAGCCGGCUGGGUGGGGCUGGGGUUCAGCGCGAGGGCUUCAGCACGCUGCAGUUCCCGCGCGGGGGCAUGACCAAGCCGCGCAGCGAUAGCCCCGGCCGCAUCCGCCACCUGGUGCACUCCGUGCAGAAGCUCUUCGCCAAGUCGCAGUCGCUCGAGUGCUCCGCCAAGGCCGCCAACGUCAACGGGGCGCAGAGCGCCAAGACGCGCCGCAGGAGCAAGAGCAAGGACCGCGCCCAGACCCAGGGCCCCGCCCCCCGCCCGCGAUCCGGUCUGGCUGGCCUCUGGAGCUCCGAGGACAAGCUGGAACCCGCCCCCUCUGCCCAGCGCCCUCCCCCCGUCAUGAUGACGCUGGGCCGGGCGGUGUCCGAUGAGCAGGGACCCCCCCGAUACUUCCCCCAGGGCUACAACACCAUCGGGAGCAGCCGCGUGCUGAAGACCUCCCGGAGCAGCGGCGAGCUGAAGUGUGCACCCACCCUGUCGGGCCCCGGGGGCCAGGGGGUGGGCGGGGGGGCCAGGGGGGAGGGCAGCGAGCUUAAGCUGGUGAAACGCGACUCCUGGUCCACCCUCACGCUCAGCCAGGCCAGGCAGAUGUGCCAGAAAGGACUGGCCACUCUGGACAAAUCCCUCCUCAAGUCCAAGUCCUGCCACCAAGACCUGGCCUAUCCCAGCCUGCACCACUACCUGCAGGUUCCUAUCGGGGACUGGAGCAGCACAAUGGGCCCUUCUCGGGGCUCUACUGAGAUCCCGUGCCGCAGGAUGCGGAGCGGCAGCUACGUCAGGGCCAUGGGUGACCUGGAGGACAGCGAGGACUCGGAGGGGAGCCCCAAACCCUCCCCCAAAUCUGCUGCCCGCCGACAGAGCUACCAGAAGGCCACGCAGCACUCCCUGAGCGAACAGCUGCCCCCGCGCAAAAAUUCAAACUGCUGGGAUUUGGGGCUUCUGCAGGAGGACCUGGGGCCACUCUGGUCUCCGCUACAGAGCCUCACGUCUCUGCACCGGCUGGGCAGUUGCCUCCCUUCACUGAGCGAGCUCUCCACCAAUCGCAGCCUGGAUAACCUGGACAGCCUGGGCUGCAUUGAUGGACCAGGCCCCUCCCCCUUCCUGCCUGAUGGUCCAGGCCCCUCCCCCUUCCUCCCUGAUGGACCAGGCCCCUCCCCCUUCCUCCCUGAUGGACCAGGCCCCUCCCCCUUCCUGCCUGAUGGACCAGGCUCCUCCCCCUUCCUGCCUGAUGGUCCAGGCCCCUCUCCCUUCCUGCCUGAUGGGCCCGCCCCCUCCCCCUUCCUGCCUGAUGGCCCAGGCCCCUCCCCCUUCCAGCCCUGGGACCAGAUGGACUUCAGCCAGAGCUUUGGCACACUCAGCAGGACCAACCUCACUGGCCAGUCCCCCUGGUUCUACUGCCCCAUCCCCAGACCCCGCCUGGCUGAACCUGCUGGUGUGUGCUUCCAGGUGCCGGAGUUGUCGUACCGCGAGGCCAUCUGCGCGCUGCCGCCCAUGCCCCCGCUACCGCCGCUGCGGCCCCUGGAGCUGCCGCUGGCCAGCUGCUUCCGCUCCCGCAGCCAGAGCUACAUACGCGCCAUCCACGCCGGCUGCGCGCAGGAGGAGGAGGAGGACUGCCCACCACCCACCGUGCACACAUACAGCUCCACAACCACCUCCACCUGUAUAAGCACCUGUAAGAAGGCCCCGCCCCCGGUCCCGCCCCGCACCACCUCCAAACCCUUCAUCUCGGUGACGGUGCAGAGCAGCACCGAGUCGGCCCAGGACACCUACCUGGACACUCACCCCCACAAGGGCGAGUCCAACGGCCAAUCAGGGCACAGCAACUCAUCGGACUGCCUCACGGGGCCCCCCGCCCUCGCCCCUGCCGGGGACCCGCCCCAACAUGACAUCCUGAAGAUCAGCCCCCUCUCUGGCGCCCGGCCUGAGCCUCUGCCCAAGAGGAAGCUCUCCUCCAUCGGCAUACAGGUGGACUGCAACCCGCCUGAUCAGAAGCCAGACACGCCCCCCCUGACCAGGUUUCAGUCCAUCGGAGUUCAGGUGGAGGACGGCUGGCAGCAGAGUCGGCCCAGUAGCAUGGCCUCGAAGCAGGAGGCCGAUGCCAACACACAGGACCUCCCCCCCAUCCCCAAGACGGUCCCGAAAACCACCACCGUCAGCAGCGGGAGCCAGGCAACGGACCCCCCCACGCACCGUCACCAGGGCAACGGCGAGGGCCGCCCCCCCCGGCCGCUGACCAGCCGAACGAGCUCCGCCUCCUUCUCGCUAGACCCCGCCCUGGACCCCUCGUCCCUGCCCCCCCCCGAGCCCUGGCUGGAGAGUGGCCCCGCCCCCUCUGGCCCCGCCCCGGGGGCGUCGGCCUGUCGCCGUGACGGACACUGGUUCCUCAAGCUGCUGCAGGCCGAGACGGCACGAAUGGAGGGCUGGUGUCAGCAGAUGGAGCAAGAGACCAAAGAGAACCCUCUGACUGAGGAGGUUCUGGGGAAGAUCCGCAGCGCCAUGGGCAGUGCUCAGCUGCUCAUGUCUCAGAAGUUCCAGCAGUUUCGCGGCCUCUGCGACCAAAACUUGAAUCUCAGCGCGAACCCGCGACCCACGGCACAGGACCUGGCCGGGUUCUGGGACCUGUUGCAACUCUCCAUCGAGGACAUCAGCCUCAAGUUCGACGAGCUCUACCACCUCAAGUCCAACGACUGGAAACUGGCCGACUCCCCUGAGAAGAAGGAAGAGAAGAAGCAGCCCCCGCCAGUGCCAAAGAAGCCCUCGAAGGCCAAAAUGGCGGCGAGUCGGGAGAAGGCAGGGCUGCCGGACCCCUCGACGGACAAGCAGAGGCAGGAGGCGCGCAAACGGCUGAUGGCGGCCAAGCGGGCGGCGUCGGUGAGGCAGAACUCGGCCACUGAGAGCGCCGACAGCAUCGAGAUCUACGUCCCGGAGGCCCAGACUCGACUCUGA
Conger conger (European conger) is the source of this 3339-nucleotide messenger RNA. RefSeq names its product disks large-associated protein 4-like. Gene Ontology annotation, molecular function: molecular adaptor activity. The record is from RefSeq and is a predicted model, not a curated record. Gene Ontology annotation, cellular component: postsynaptic specialization; glutamatergic synapse. Gene Ontology annotation, biological process: signaling. The transcript has 12 exons. NCBI's taxonomy places the organism in Eukaryota, Metazoa, Chordata, Actinopteri, Anguilliformes, Congridae. Bases 1 to 3339 code for a protein of 1112 amino acids.